CCCAUUUACGAAACAACAAGAAGACGACACACCUUUUGUUCUCGUCGCCGCCGGACCUCCGUCGCAUGGCUUUCUCCUCGCCGCCUCACCUCCAAACUCUAUUAUUUCGCCACCGUACAGUAUAAGGUGUUCAAGGCUAAGGUUCUGAUGGGAAGCUUGCCACGUAGGAUGCUGCGAUUCUACGGGAAUGCCCACAAGGUGUUUGCGAUAAUGCCUGAGAGAAGCUUUUUAUCUGGAGAGUGCCCUUUCGGGCGGCUAUGGGUGAGGUUAAUGACGAGCAGCAAGCGUGUUCAAGAUAGGAGCAGGGAGAAGCGUGUCCGCGAGCUCGAAGUAGCGACUGAGAAAUGGAAGAUAGCUAACAAAGUGAUGUUCUUGAUGGAGCUGUUGAAGAGUGAGCCAGAGAUGAUCAUGAAGGUCAGGUUGUUGGAGCAGUACAGGCGUCAGAUCAAUUUGCCUAAGCCACAUAAGAUCAGCGAUUUCAUCAGAAAGUCUCCAAAGUUGUUUGAACUGUACAAGGAUGAGAGGGGAGUGUUGUGGUGUGGAAUGACGAAGGAAGGGGAAGACUUGUUGGACGAGCAUGAUGGGUUAGUUGAGGAGAAUGGGGACAAGGCUGCGGAGCAUGUGACUAGGUGUUUGAUGAUGUCUGUUGAUAAGAAGCUUCGGUUGGAUAAGAUUGCUCAUUUCCGGAGAGAUUUUGGAUUGCCUCUUGACUUCAGGGUGAACUGGGUAAACAAGUUUCCUGAGUUAUUUAAAGUUGUGAAGGUUGAGGAUGGAGAGGAGUAUCUUGAGCUUGUUUCAUGGAAUCCAGCUUGGGCCAUCACAGAGUUGGAGAAGAAGACUCUAGGCUUAACAGAGGAGAGCGAUCACAAGCCAGGCUUGCUUUCACUGGCUUUCCCAAUGAACUUUCCUCCUUCAUACAAGAAAAUGUACCGGUACAGAGGGAAGAUAGAACAUUUUCAGAAACGAGCUUACUUGUCUCCUUACGCCGAUGCACGUGGACUCGAAGCUGGUUCAAAGGAAUUCGACAAGCGUGCAAUCGCAGUCAUGCACGAGCUGCUUAGUUUUACGCUCGAGAAGAGAUUGGUGACGGAUCAUCUGACGCAUUUCAGGAGAGAGUUUGUGAUGCCGCAGAAGCUGAUGAGGAUAUUCUUGAAGCAUUGUGGUAUCUUCUAUGUCUCUGAGAGAGGGAAGAGGUUCAGUGUGUUCUUGACAGAAGCUUACGAAGGGACGGAGCUGAUUGAGAAGUGCCCUUUGAUACUUUGGAAAGAGAAGUUGCUGAGGUUUACAGGUUACAGAGGAAGGAAGAGAGAUAUUCAAACUUAUAGUGAUACUUUGGAAAUGGAAGAGAGAGAAUUGCUCUAUAGUAGUAGUUCAGGAGAUGACGAUGAUGAUAUGAUAUCGGAUGAUGAUGAUGAUGAGAUGGACAUUGAUGAAGUGAAUGAUGCAUAUGAAGAGAAUUAGCAAAGUCUAUAAAACAUUUGUUGAGCAAGAAAAGUUUAAUUUCAUUCAUCAGACUUUUGCCAAACCGAACAUUUCUCUCCGUAGGCAUUUUGUUAUUCUUAAA
Brassica oleracea var. oleracea is the source of this 1564-nucleotide messenger RNA. Its product is annotated as protein ROOT PRIMORDIUM DEFECTIVE 1. Lineage: Eukaryota; Viridiplantae; Streptophyta; Magnoliopsida; Brassicales; Brassicaceae. The transcript has 2 exons. The record is from RefSeq and is a predicted model, not a curated record. The coding region runs from base 148 to 1461 and encodes 437 amino acids. Gene Ontology annotation, molecular function: RNA binding.